Messenger RNA from Oncorhynchus mykiss (rainbow trout), 5277 nucleotides. RefSeq names its product alpha-ketoglutarate-dependent dioxygenase FTO. Gene Ontology annotation, molecular function: broad specificity oxidative DNA demethylase activity; ferrous iron binding; mRNA N6-methyladenosine dioxygenase activity. Gene Ontology annotation, biological process: regulation of multicellular organism growth; RNA repair; DNA alkylation repair. NCBI's taxonomy places the organism in Eukaryota, Metazoa, Chordata, Actinopteri, Salmoniformes, Salmonidae. The record is from RefSeq and is a predicted model, not a curated record.
GAAGUUUUCCAUUUUCAUUCGAAGCAAAUUAAUGCUAGAUUGUGAUCAGAAAGGUAUUAUUUCAUAACCUGUCUUUCUAUCUAGAUUAUUAUUACACGGCACCCGUUCAUUUUAUAUGCUCUGUUUAUUUAACAGAGCUAUAAAUUGUAUUGUAAUUCUUCUGUUGGAACUACAACUACCAAGAUGCGCUGCAGUGAACGCGGGUGUGUAAACACAACUCUAGGAAACAUGAAACGAUCGGGUGGCAGUGAGAGCGAGAAGAGAAGAAAGAGGCGCAGGCUGCUGCAGGAGCUAGGAGACCAGCGCAUCCCCUACCUCGGGCCCUCAGACCAUGGCUUCCAACAGCUGUGGGAGACUAGCUACUCUGGCCUGGCUCUGCGGCGGUCCUGCUCCCUGCCUGAGGAGCUCCAUGGUCGGGUGGAGGCUGCUCUGUUCACCCUGCGGCGGAGGGGCUGUUUCCUGAGGGACCUGGUGAAGGUGAGGGACCGAGACGUCUUCACCGCCGUGUCCCGGGUGCUGCUGGGUCAGCCAGGAACCACCUACCGCUAUCUGGACACGCGCCUCUUCACCAUCCCCUGGCACACAGACGAGCAGAGAGGGACCUGCUGCGACCCAGACCUCAGCGCCGCCUGCAAAGCACUCUGGGAGCUCAACUGCUUCUUUUGCUCUGAUGUGGGAGACAGGAAGGAGGGGGAUGUUUUCAAGCAGUGCAAGAAAGAGUUGGUUGGUGCUAUAGAGUCUAAACCCAGUGUAGAAGGAGACACGGAGUCUAAAGAUAGCGAGGAGUCCAAACCCAGUGACGAUGGAGGAGACUCGGAGUCCAAGCAGAGUGAGGAGGGUGAGACUGAGUCAAAGCACAGCGACGAUUGGGACAUAGAGUCAAAACACAGUGAAGAGGAAGGCCCAUCGUCCAAACAGGAUGCAGCGUGGGAGUCAAGACACGGCGACGAGAUGGGAGACAUGAAGACUAAACAAACUGAAUUGGGGAGUCCAACAGCGUCAAAACAACACAGUGAGGGAAAACACACAGGCUGGAAACACAGGCCAGCUGGCAGCACAGAGACAGAGACCACAGACCUAGGCACUCAGGAGAAGCCUGUGGCUGAGCUAAAACACAGUCUCUCUGGGUACCACAUUGAAGAUGAGGAGGAUGAAGACCAGCAGAGUGGCCAGGGAUGCUCUAACCUCAACCCUGCUAAGACAUCCUGUCCUGGCCCGACCCAGUUCAACGUCACCCUGCUCAACUACAUGGACCCAGCAGCUAUGAGCCAGCUGAAAGAAGAGCCGUAUUAUGGGAUGGGUAAGAUGGCUGUGGGCUGGCACCAUGAUGAGAACCUGGUCAGCUUAUCUCCUGUGGCCGUCUACAGCUACAGCUGUCAUGACGGCGACAAAGCAGGUGUGAGCUCGGAGGAGGGUCCUGCAGAGAAGGGCUGCUGGAGGAUUGGUCUAAAGGUGGCCUGGGACAUCCACACCCCUGGACUGACCCUCCCACUGCAGUCCGGAGACUCCUACUACCUUAGAGAUGACCUGAACAGGACCCAUCAGCACUGUGUUCUGGCUGGAGACUCAGCCCGCUUCAGCUCUACACACAGAGUGGCGGAGUGUUCCACCGGGACCCUGGACUACAUCCAGUCCCGCUGCCGGGAGGCCCUGUCUAACCUGAGCACAGACCCAGAAACAGGGACCCACAGCCUACUGUCCCUGCUGCCAGCUACCCUGCAAGGCUACGAGGAGAUACACAACGAGGUGGAGUUUGAGUGGCUGAGGCAGUACUGGUUCCAGGGCCAGCGUUACACCCGGUUCUGCAGCUGGUGGGCCAGACCCAUGGAGCAGCUGGAGAAUGACUGGAGAGAGAUGGAGCUCAUGACGCAACUCUUACUGGCAGCGGUAGAGGAAGAGGGACAACCGGAGGAGGGCAGGAGAGAGAUGGCAGAGACCCUGCUAACUGCCCUGACAGACAGACAGCAGCACAGACAGACCUGGAGAGACAGGUGCCAUUCCAGCCUGGCCCAGACCCUGCCCCCAGAAGAGGCCCCCGUGGACCGGCCAUUUUGGGCUGACGACGACCCCAGCAUGCCUCUGCCCUUUGACCUGGCCGACAUCAUCAACAGGGUGGAGUCACUCCUCUGGAGGAUGUGACGGAUGGGACACAAAGAAAAGAGAAGGAGAAAGAGAGCGAGAGAGUCACCCCGUCAUCUGAACAGCCUCUAUCGUGAGGACAGACGACAGAGGAGGAGAACAGGACCUACCAACUCCUGAUGGUGUCAACGUCCUCCAAUGGGGGUACACUUCCCCAGACCACCCUGAACUCCACCCAACCCUGUACCUCGCCCCACCCCGCCCAAACCAGUCUCAUCUAUCUUUGCUUGGAUUGACUCAACAUGGCUGCAACAUGGAGGAUGAAACCCUUGUUAGCAUGCUUUGCUAACAUGCUAUAGCUGGUAUUGGAACUAGUCUCACAAUGGUAACAUGGAUAACCUGCAGAAUUAAAACUGAAUGUAUAGGAAUGUAUUAUUUCAAUCAAUGUUCUGUUUCUUUUCUACAUUUAACCAGCUUUGUGUAUGGAUAUGACAAAUAGUCAUACAGAUGAAGGAUCUUCAUUUGACCAGUUUCUCACAGCAGCAACAGGAAAUUACAACAGAUUAUAAUUAAUGGACAUUUUUGCAGGGGUUGAAAUUUCCUGCAACAACAGGGUGAUCAAAUUAAAAUCCUAUAUCUGUAGUACAUUUAUACUUUCUGUUUCUAACUCAAUGUUGUUCUAAUUAUACUGUUGUAUACUAAUGUCCAUUCACUUCCUGUAUUUCACAACUUUCUUGUUCAGAAUCUCCCAUGACUUUGUGUUACUAAGAUUUGUGUGUGUGUGUGUGUGUGUGUGGUUGAAUGUGUGUGGUUGAAUGUGUGCCACUGCAGUAUUUACAGUAUGUGAUAUUGUAUAUGUGUGAAGCAGUAUGAUAGGGAUAGGGCCUGUAGCACGGCUGGGAGAUGUUUGUGUUAGAGAGGAAAGGACAUGAGAGUCUAGUAGGCAGGUCUCUAGUCUGCUCUGUAGGGCUGAAAUCCAGCCCAGGCAGACAGCUACUGUAGGACUGAAAGGCAGCCCAGACAGACAGCUACUGUAGGGCUGAAAGGCAGCCCAGGCAGACAGCUACUGUAGGGCUGAAAGGCAGCCCAGACAGACACCUACUGUAGGACUGAAAGGCAGCCCAGACAGACAGUUUAUGUAGGGCUGAAAGGCAGCACAGGCAGACAGCUACUGUAGGGCUGAAAGGCAGCCCAGACAGACAGUUUAUGUAGGGCUGAAAGGCAGCCCAGGCAGACAGCUACUGUAGGACUGAAAGGCAGCCCAGACAGACAGUUUAUGUAGGGCUGAAAGGCAGCACAGGCAGACAGCUACUGUAGGGCUGAAAGGCAGCCCAGACAGACAGUUUAUGUAGGGCUGAAAGGCAGCCCAGGCAGACAGCUACUGUAGGACUGAAAGGCAGCCCAGACAGACACCUACUGUAGGACUGAAAGGCAGCCCAGACAGACAGUUUAUGUAGGGCUGAAAGGCAGCACAGGCAGACAGCUACUGUAGGGCUGAAAGGCAGCCCAGACAGACAGUUUAUGUAGGGCUGAAAGGCAGCCCAGGCAGACAGCUACUGUAGGACUGAAAGGCAGCCCAGACAGACAGUUUAUGUAGGGCUGAAAGGCAGCCCAGGCAGACAGCUACUGUAGGGCUGAAAGGUAGCCCAGGCAGACAGCUACUGUAGGACUGAAAGGCAGCCCAGACAGACAGUUUAUGUAGGGCUGAAAGGCAGCCCAGACAGACAGCUACUGUAGGGCUGAACGGCAGCCCAGGCAGGCAGUUUGUGUAGGGCUGAAAGGCAGCCCAGGCAGACAGUUUGUGUAGGGCUGAAAGGCAGCCCAGGCAGACAGCUACUGUAGGACUGAAAGGCAGCCCAGGCAGACAGCUACUGUAGGGCUAAAAGGCAGCCCAGGCAGACAGCUACUGUAGGGCUGAAAGGCAGCCCAGGCAGACAGCUAGCUACUGUAGGGCUGAAAGGCAGCCCAGGCAGACAGCUACUGUAGGGCUGAAAGGCAGCCCAGGCAGACAGCUACUGUAGGGCUGAAAGGCAGCCCAGGCAGGCAGUUUGUGUAGGGCUGAAAGGCAGCCCAGACAGACAGCUACUGUAGGGCUGAAAGGCAGCCCAGGCAGGCAGUUUGUGUAGGGCUGAAAGGCAGCCCAGACAGACAGCUACUGUAGGGCUGAAAGGCAGCCCAGGCAGACAGCUACUAUAAUGUGUGGCUGAUAGAAGGAUCCCCAUCCUAACUGCCACUCUGUCUUCAUAAUUGCAGCUGUUCAAUGGCUUUUAAUUAGUCUUAAAACGUGUAGAACACCACUUUCCCUGUAUCGCUGCUCCAGAAACUCAGAUCCACGGCUUCUGACAAAACCAACCAGGAAAGAGAAGCUAUGGGUGGAAAUGUGAUGGUUGUCAAAGCCAAGCAGAGCAAUCUUCUUUUUUAUUUAGUGGUAACACUUUAUUUCAGGGAUCAUCAACUAGAUUCAGCCACGGGACGAAUUACAAAUGAUUUGUAGACUGCAAAUUUACCCCAAGAAGCCCAAACAGAUAUAAUAUUUGACUAAAACGUAAUCAUUUCAAACCUUGCUUACAUUUGUACACAAUUAAUUGUCUCUCUAUUAUGCGUGGGAAUACUUGGGAAUUAUAGAAAAGUUAUUCUUAUUUUAUUUAUUUUUUGCUUAGAAAACCUGGGUGCGAAAUAAAACCAACGCCGGCUACCAGUUGGGCAGCUGCUUUCUUUGACCUGGCCACCAUAAUGCCUUUACAACAAUGUUGUAAACAUGUCAUAACACUUCAUAGCUUGUGUCAUUGUGAUAACUGAAGCUUUAUGGCAUGUGUUGACAAGUUAUGACUCGUGGUAUGAAGCUUUAUAACAUGGUCAGGACAUUUUUAUGAAGGUUAUGAAGAGAUCAUGGUGUUUAGUUCAAAUGAAGUGUUAUCAAUUUCUUUAUACAUCUAUCUAUAUCAACAGGAAGUAGAACUGAUAUAUGGUGUUAAAAAUGUUUGUUUUUUUUACUUCUGGAAGUUUUUCCAAUUUCAAAUGUUAACAGUUGCCAAAAUGUUGUUCUCUUGCUUAAUCUUUUUGUAUGUUGACUGAGGUUGAGAUUGUAGACUGGCUGUAUUGUUGAGUUGAACAACUAUGUGCUCUCUGUUUCACAGCUCAGCUUGUCUGUCUGAAGCUUUAGGAAGGCAGUAAAUAAACCAAGACAGUGUUUUAUGA